Messenger RNA from Rhodofomes roseus, 3419 nucleotides. RefSeq names its product Sec39-domain-containing protein. Bases 78 to 3173 code for a protein of 1031 amino acids. Gene Ontology annotation, cellular component: Dsl1/NZR complex; endoplasmic reticulum membrane. The record is from RefSeq and is a predicted model, not a curated record. Lineage: Eukaryota; Fungi; Basidiomycota; Agaricomycetes; Polyporales; Fomitopsidaceae. Gene Ontology annotation, molecular function: SNARE binding. The transcript has 3 exons. Gene Ontology annotation, biological process: retrograde vesicle-mediated transport, Golgi to endoplasmic reticulum.
GCGCCUGUGCACUGCGCGCCUUGUGUCGUCACGAUUGCGGCUUUCCCCUGGGCCCGCAUGCACGUGUCAGACACGGAAUGGCGUCCACCUCGACCUCCACGUCCCCGACAGACCUUUGUGCGCAAUGGACAGCACUAGCGGAUGAGAACAUCACUACCAACAAGGUCGACGAGCUCCUGCGACCCGUUUCCAAUGACUUGUGGGUCGCCGCCGCUUGUACGGACCGCGUUCUGGAGGACGCGACUACACAGAAGUCGGUCUUGGGCUUAGGAAUCGAACGGACUGCUUCCACUCUCAAAAGGGCGCAUGAGGCGUACUUCCGCCCUUCGCCGUAUCAGGGAGACGAAUCGCCGGAGGAUGAAUCUGCGAAGGACUCAACUGCAGAGGGAGAGGCUCAGGAUGGCCAGGCUAGGCACGCUUCACUCGUCUCACACUUCCGCGACGAACCCACAGACGCACAGCUAUGUCGCAUACGUGCGGUUCUGCUGGACCGGCUGGACCGGCUGUCUACAUUCUUGGAGAUAUGUAAGGAGGCGCCUCCCAGGGCAACGGAGGAAACGGUCGAUGAAGACUGGGAGGACGACCCGUGGGCGGACGAAGCCAACGACACCACGGCAGAACCAUCAUCGUCUACCGUGGAACCACCACUUCCCCUAUCCACCUUCCUCACUACAGACCUUCUGCAUCUAGCAUGCCUGCUUGCGUCUUUGGAACAUGCUUCCGCACUCCGUAUACUCAUGAACCGACACGGGCAUCAUCUAUGGCCAUACCGGUUCUCGAUCAUCGACUGUAUCCCAGAACAUGCACUUGCCACUGAAUUUCGUGGCGUGCUACCAGUCUAUGACCCUUCAGACGACAAGGAGCAAAGGCCGGACCCGGACCCGUGGAGAACUGAACCGGACUUCUCGGAAAGCGCGACACUCUCUGCUGCCCUCGCAGACGCUGAAGUUCCUCUGAAGUUCUCCGUUCUAGCCCCCGUCACAACGGAUCUGCCUACACGAACAGAGCCCCUGUCCUCGCAGGAUUUGGCGACAUGGUACCAGGAUCGAAUAGACCUCAUCGUCUCGUCAACUGGUAUGGUCGAUGCUGCCCUGUUGCUGGUACAACACGCGGCCUCGCAGGGGCUCCCAGGGCUUGACGAAGUAGGCGAGGAGCUCAGUCUACUAUCCCGCUUGGUGUACGAUGCCCCCUCAGCGCCAGCCGACGCAGAUGAAGACUGGACACUGGACCGAUGGAGGUCAAUGGAACCGUCAGCUGUGGUGCGUGCAUACCUCGCGCAUUCCAUACCGGAGACGGUCGCAAAAGAUAUCAGCAGACUCGUCAUGCCGUAUCUCUUCGUACUGGAAUCGCGAGCAGAGCGAGCGGGAACACCAGAUCCAUCCCUGCCCAGACGGCUCCUAUACGGGUACAUCCUGAAUGCCCCUCUCGAGAUUGUAGCGGCCAUCUUCGAGGCAUCGAAGCCAACUCUACCUCCCGCUCAGCGACUCAUACGCAAUGACGAGGACAUAGCACGUCUCGCCUUAGCGUGCCUAUAUGGGAGCGAUAGCCUGGACGAAUGGUCGACCAUGAGCCGCAUUUUCGAAUGUCUCCCUGCCUGGGAUACCGCCAACGAUGAAGACGAAGCAGACGAAGCAGACACCACCAUCGCUUCGUUAGGUGCCUUCGUCAUUCCCUCCACUACCCGACCCCGCGCCACACCAACGGAUCUCAUGCUCUUCUUCCAACCCCUCCCUUCGUCUGCCCUGUCACGCGCUUUGGACGUCCUGGACGUCCAUCUUGAGUCUGGAGAGAUUCUGGCGCGAUGGGAGGUCCCAGCGCCCCUCCGUUGGUUCUUACAAAGCAACGGUAGCAUCGCCGAGCAGCGAUCAUGGGCCAACCGGAUGGCGAGGCGAGCCGGAGGCACCGACAGACUCGAGACGCAAGAAGAUUGGGAAUGGCUUUUGGAGGAUAUGCUCAAGCUCUCGGAGUCGGGCGAUAGCGGAGCCUGGAGCGCAUUAUGUCUGCUAUCCGAGGACGAUAUCGUUCGUAUCUACUUCAGCGGUCUGCUGAGCACAGGCAGAUUCGACAUAGCGAAACGCUUGUUACAUUCUUCUGGCAUUAGCGUGUCGCUGGAGCCAUCCGUCAUCGAAGAUAUAUGUCUCACAUGUUCUCAAGAGUUCUAUGACAACGCAAGCUCUGGCAACUACCAUUUCGGCGACAUGAAACUUGCCUAUGACUGCCUUGACAUUCCCGCGCCUUCCGACCGAAUCACCAGGGAGAAAGAGUUCAUUGAGGCCACCACUCGCCUCUGCUCUUUCAAUCUGAUGUCGCGCCCGGGCAUUCCGAUUACUCCUCUUGAGAUCCGUCUAACCAAGGAUCGCUUGUCCCUUGUAUCUCGGGUACUCUCCAGCAACACUGACGCCUUCAAGCAUACACAAGUGAUACUCGACCUUGUCCACAAGCUCGGAUUCAGAGGGGACGUUGUUGCUGAGGCCAAGACCAUGGCCAUGCUUGUCGAAAGCGCAGUACAAGCCGAAGACUUUACGCGUGCAUUCGAGACAAGCCAAAGUAUGAUCGACACUGUCCUCAACCUCCGAUCGACGGUACCGUCUGGCCUGCAUGACUCUAAUGUAGACGAGGCAAGUGAGGUCUGCUGGGUCGCUUGCUACCAACUCGGGCGGCAUCCGGAGUUUGAAGACGUACAAAAGAAGCUCACGCUACUAGGGCGUGCCCUCGAGCUAUGUCCGGCGGAUAGGAUGGCGGAUGUCUUAGCGAUAUGGCACCGUUCAGAAGACGAAGACCUGGAGCAACGACGCGCGCGACUCGAAAAUCGUCGCAAAGGUGGUCGGACAGUGCAUGCACGCAAACGUGCGCCUACAGAGCAUGAUCCUGUUGCAUCCCUUGCGGCUCGCUUGCAGCAGCUCCGGAUGCCUGACUUCCAGAUACCGCAUUCUCCGCUCACGGGCGCGGAGGAUGCGGCGGCGCUAGCAGGCAAGGCGUUCAACCGCGUUGCGGCGAAUUUCCCGUUCACCGUUGGCAACCGAGGCCGUACGCUGACAGGCGAGAACGUCAAUGGAUGGAGUAGCAGAGAAGGUAGCAGAGCACGCGAAGACGGACCAGACGUUUCGGUUCAGGCCUCUCGUGUUUUGCAGGCUGGUAUCGGUUGGUUAUUGGGUGGAGAUGACGAUGCUUAACGUACUCUGCGGACAUUUGGGACGAUCACAUUAUUUGCCCAUGCUCCAUGCACGUAUCCCUUCAUCUGUUCUUCUCUGUUCUUCUACACUCGCAGAGUAAUGAUAGUCCUUCAUGCCAUCCAACGCGGGAGGCGAUUCUCAGUCAACCUUUCCUGUACUUCCUGAGCACACCGAUCUGUUGCUACACCUGCAUCCGCGGCACAUACCACCUGUGUUGCGGUUGCGGUUGCGGUUGCGGUUGCGGUU